AUGAAUAGUUCUAAAGAUGACUUGGUGUUCGAUUAUGAAAUUUUGGAAGAAGAUUUAACAAGCGUAAAUGAAAAAAACAUUGAAAAGGAGUCAGAUUCUAAUGAUCUUAAUGGUGAAGAGUAUAAAGAAACUAGAAGUG
Molecule: messenger RNA, 139 nt
Organism: Cetraspora pellucida
Lineage: Eukaryota; Fungi; Glomeromycota; Glomeromycetes; Diversisporales; Gigasporaceae
Source: the annotation of a GenBank genome assembly